AUGGCGUCAAGGAAGAAGGUCCUCCUCAAGGUCAUCAUCCUUGGGGACAGUGGGGUAGGCAAGACGAGCUUGAUGAACCAAUAUGUCAACAAAAAGUUCAGCGCCAGUUACAAGGCUACCAUCGGCGCCGACUUCCUGACCAAAGAGGUCCUCGUCGAUGACAGGCUGGUGACGAUGCAGCUCUGGGACACGGCCGGCCAAGAACGCUUCCAAUCACUCGGUGUGGCCUUCUACCGCGGCGCCGACUGUUGCGUGCUCGUCUAUGAUGUCAACAACUCCAAAAGCUUCGAUACACUGGACAGUUGGAGGGACGAAUUCCUGGUGCAGGCUAGCCCCAUGGAUCCCGAGAGUUUUCCAUUUGUCGUGAUUGGCAACAAGAUCGAUGUCGAAGAGAGCAAACGAAUGAUCUCAUCAAAGCGCGCAAUGACAUUUUGCCAAUCAAAAGGCGGUAUUCCGUACUUUGAGACGAGCGCAAAGGAGGCAAUCAACGUCGAGGACGCUUUCGAGGUCAUCGCAAGACAAGCGCUCGCACAAGAAGAUGUCGGCGACUUUGGCAACGACUUCCCCGAGACAAUCCCCAUCGACCUGAAGGGCAACGAGGGCGGUUGCGCAUGCUAG
This is a messenger RNA of Plenodomus lingam JN3, 618 nucleotides long. RefSeq names its product Rab GTPase ypt7 (gene YPT7). Gene Ontology annotation, biological process: regulation of vacuole fusion, non-autophagic. The record is from RefSeq and is a predicted model, not a curated record. Lineage: Eukaryota; Fungi; Ascomycota; Dothideomycetes; Pleosporales; Leptosphaeriaceae. Gene Ontology annotation, cellular component: vacuole; late endosome; phagocytic vesicle. Gene Ontology annotation, molecular function: GTP binding; GTPase activity.